GCUCGACUUUGCAGGCUUAACAACUCUGCGGUAUAUCAGAAGCCCACUAAACGUUGUUCACGCAACUUAUACAGGCUGGAUCUUAUUCCGAGGAUGUAUUUCAACCACGAGCAACAUAAGAUGGCCGUGUUUCACCCAAGGGCUGGAGACCACAUGCACUACCCGGACUUCGUUACGGGUGCGCAGGCGCGGUCAACCGAAAGCGAAGAAAACAGAGGACCGCUCAUCUUGGGCACAAUCUGCGCAGUCACGGCUCUGAGCACCUUGUUCAGCGCGGGUCGCCUGCUGGUGCGUGGCAAGCUCAAGGGCCGGCUUUUGCUUGACGACUACUUUAUAGCUAUUUCAGUGUUAUGCACCUGGCUUACUGUCGUGUUUCAGUUCAUGGCGGUGCGCUCCGGAAACGGGCGGCAUCUUCAUGCCCUGACGCCUGAGCAACGCGAUGGAGUAGCGCACUGGACCAUCAUAGGCUUCGUGCCCGGUAUCAUGUCCUUUGCGACGCCUAAGUUAGCCACGAUUGAUCUCCUCUGCCACAUACUUCUGCCAUCGCGGAACCACCGCGUAUUCAUGUGGCUGCUCGGCUGGACCUGCUGGAUACAGCUCAUGGUCACGGUUGUCUUCCUGUUUGUUAAGUGCGACGGGGCACAUCCGACACCGGCCGAUUCAGUUCUGGUCAGCCCUGCCGCAGCCAUGCAGGAGGGCUGCUUGGAUCCGUGGGUCAACAUCAAUUAUGAUGUUUACACUGGAGCGUUCUCUGCCUUCGUCGAUCUGUACCUUGCAGUCUACCCUACGGUCGUACUAUGUAAACUGCGGCUGAGUAUCGGCAAGAAGAUUGGUCUCAGUAUUGCGUUGGGCUUUGGCUUCGUGUCCACUGUCGUCGCGAUCUACAAAUGCACCAUGAUACCAUCGCUGGAAUCUCCCGACUUUUCAUACGACUCGUCGACGCUGGUUAUUUGGACAUGUGUCGAAGGUAGUACAAUCAUUAUCGCCGCGUGCAUCCCGAUCCUCAAACCCUUACUCGAUCUUGCCCGAGCUGGCUGCAGCCAAGCCACAGCCUCAGUGUGCGGCGGCUUCCCAUCACGACACCGAACGGUCUCGACCGGGGCUGAGCCAGGUGGUAAGAAUUACCGUCGCAGACAGCAGGCAGAAGAAGAUGACGACUUAGGCCACAGCCUGUUCCGAUUGGGAACAAGGACCGGCGUCAUUGCUGGUGGCCCAACUCGAGGACACCUGGAGCCAGAUAGAAUUCCAGACGCACGACUGAAAGCGAGCAGCUUCUCGCACCAACAUCAUUGCCGCAGUCGGCACGAUCAGCACGACUCGAACAAGGGAGCCAAGGAUGCUGUCAUUGGCCUUUGCUCGACAUCGAGCCAGGACUCUAUCCUGCGUACAGGCAGUGCCAGCGAUGAAGCAGAUACGGAAGACACGGAGCGGGGUGGAGACGUCCACAACCAAGCACAGCAACCAGCGACAUUAUCGAGCGCAGACGCAACCAAGAACUCUGACAUGGUGCUUCAGCAUGGAGGAAUCAUGAGAACUGACAGCAUCGAGAUAUCUUUCAAGCCGGCAAGUGUACAUGAAGGUCAUGGCUGCGAGGUAGCCCGAGCGUUGUGAGGUGAGCACGCGGCGGAACAUUCUCAUAUCAUGCUCGUCUAUUAGUUUGUGGCCGGGGUAUGGCCCAUUUCUUGUGUGUGGGGGUAUGGAAGGGCAACCUUGACCAGGCAGGUCAUCGGACAGACUUGUGCAAUUCAUUGCCAUAGUAACCUAAGCAAUGCAUGCGUGGUGGAAUUUCUGCUGAUGUACAAGGGCACGUCAGAUCCAUAGAGCCCCCAAACUCCUGAGCAUUAAAAGCACGACGCGAGGAGGAAGCAAAUGAAACAUUGGCCUGGCGGCUUCGCCUACUUGACGCU
This is a messenger RNA of Microdochium trichocladiopsis, 1907 nucleotides long. RefSeq lists its product as uncharacterized. The record is from RefSeq and is a predicted model, not a curated record. Lineage: Eukaryota; Fungi; Ascomycota; Sordariomycetes; Xylariales; Microdochiaceae. The coding region runs from base 94 to 1611 and encodes 505 amino acids. The transcript has 6 exons.